Molecule: messenger RNA, 3334 nt
Organism: Drosophila willistoni
Lineage: Eukaryota; Metazoa; Arthropoda; Insecta; Diptera; Drosophilidae
Gene: fkh
Product: protein fork head
Exons: 1
Biological process (GO): regulation of transcription by RNA polymerase II; cell differentiation; anatomical structure morphogenesis
Molecular function (GO): DNA-binding transcription factor activity, RNA polymerase II-specific; protein domain specific binding; RNA polymerase II cis-regulatory region sequence-specific DNA binding
Source: RefSeq, a predicted model, not a curated record
AGUAGACAAGCAUUCCCCUCUGCAAACAGUCACAUUCAAGAGCUCAAGCCAAAGAGACACUCGAGCGGACCAGCCACAGCAUACACCAGGCCAGUGUACCCAGUACCCAGUACCAGUACCAGUUACCAGACUCCGACUCCGUAUUAGACUCAGACUCCCAGAGAUACAGCAGGUCUACAUCUAUAGCCUCAGCUUCAGUGGCCAAAAGCCAGCCAAACAAUACACGUUCGUGCGUCGGUUCGUAUUGCGGCGCGCCAAAAAGUAAAAAUCAAAAAAAAAAAUAAUAAAAACACAAAGAAGAAAAAUAACCAAAAACCCAAUUCAACUUUAUACAUAUUUGCCACGUUAUUUUAUUGCCAAAUUUACUUAAGGCAUCAAGCGGGGCGCACACAAAUAAAUUAAUCACGACAAGUGCACAAACAACCAUAACAAAAAGUAAAAGAUCCAAAACAAAAAGCGGAAUACGUCACAUUUAGAACUAAAGUUGAGGGAAAGUAAUAUUAGUUGAAGGCGAAGAAGAAGUGCAGUGCAAAAUGAAUACGUGUUCAAUUGAUGCAAUGUGUUAUUGAGUGAAAAUCCAUAUAAUUGGAUUUCAAUAAAAAAAAAAAAACUAAUACUAACAAAAAUCCCCAGAGCCCCCGACGAAACUCCGCUUAGUUUUCCAUUCAUUUAAUUUCGUAAACGCGUUCCCGGAACGCGUGUGACUCCUCUUUACAUCGAACGCGUUCGAAAAAGCCGGCAACAUAACGGCGCAACUAUUGAAUAGCUUCCUGAAGGGUAGCCCCCACCAGACCACCAUUGAUAUCAUGCAGAAGCUCUAUGCAGAGCCGCCGCCCAGCUCUGCACCGGUGAGCAUGGCCAGUGCGUCAAGUGGCGGACCAGGCGGUGGAGGUUUACCGCCAACCAGCAAUAAUAACAAUCCGAAUCCCACCACAAAUGGCGGCAGCAUGAGUCCUCUGGCCCGCUCUGCAUACACAAUGAACAGCAUGGGCUUGCCCGUGGGCGGCAUGUCCUCGGUAUCACCACAAGCGGCCGCCACAUUUGGAUCCAGUGUCUUGGAUUCGGCAGCAGCUGUGGCCAGCAUGGGCGGCAGCAUGGGAGCAGCAGCGGCCAUGAAUUCCAUGGGCGGCACUUGUAUGACUCCUAGUUCAAUGAGCUAUGCCAGCAUGGGAUCACCAUUGGGCAAUAUAAAUGCCAAUUGCAUGGCAAUGUCGGCAAUGGGUGGUUCAUAUGGCUCCAUGCCACCGGGCUCACGGGAAAUGGAAACGGGUUCACCCAAUUCACUGGGCAGAUCGCGUGUGGACAAACCGACCACAUAUCGGCGGAGUUAUACACAUGCCAAGCCACCAUAUAGCUACAUUUCCCUUAUCACCAUGGCCAUACAGAACAAUCCGACGCGAAUGCUAACAUUGUCGGAGAUCUAUCAGUUCAUUAUGGAUCUGUUUCCGUUCUAUAGACAAAAUCAACAGCGCUGGCAAAAUUCCAUUAGGCAUUCGCUGAGCUUCAACGAUUGCUUUGUCAAGAUUCCACGCACACCCGAUAAGCCGGGCAAGGGCUCAUUCUGGACACUGCAUCCGGAUUCGGGUAAUAUGUUCGAGAACGGUUGCUAUUUGCGUCGCCAGAAGCGUUUCAAGGACGAGAAGAAGGAGGCCAUUCGACAACUGCACAAGAGUCCGUCGCACAGCAGCCUGGAGGCCACAAGUCCGGGCAAAAAGGAUCACGAGGAUUCCCAUCAUAUGCAUCACAGUCAUCAUCACAUUAGCCGUCUGGAUCAUCAUCAGCAUCACAAGGAUCCGAGUGGAGCGGCCGGCAUUACCGGUGUGAAUGUAUUGAGUGCAGCCCAUACCAAGGAUGCCGAAGCAUUGGCCAUGUUGCAUGCCAAUGCAGAACUGUGUCUGGGACAGCAGCCCCAACACGUGGCCACCCACCAUCAUCAUCAGCAUCACCAGUUGCAGCAGGAGGAGUUGUCGGCCAUGAUGGCCAAUCGGUGCCAUCCGUCGCUAAUCAGUGAUUACCACUCGUCAAUGCAUCCCCUGAAACAGGAACCAUCCGGCUAUACACCCUCCAGUCAUCCGUUCUCCAUAAAUCGCCUGCUGCCCACAGAGUCCAAGGCGGACAUUAAGAUGUACGAUAUGAGCCAAUAUGCCGGUUACAAUGCGCUCAGUCCGCUGACUAACACACACGCUGCCUUAGGCCAGGACUCGUAUUAUCAGAGUCUCGGUUAUCAUGCGCCCGCCGGUACCACGAGCUUGUGACAUCACCAGUAUCCAUUGGCUUAAGGGCGCGCGGAGCAGAUGCUGCGCUCGCAGCAGCAGCACCACCACCAGCAGCAGCAGCAACAGCAGCAACAACAACAGCAGCAACAGCAACAGCAGCAGCAGCAGCAGGCGGCGCAGCAACUGGCAUCCGCUACAAAUUCAGCCACAUCAGCAGCAACAGCAGCAGCAACUGCCGCAGCCAAAGCUAGCAGCAAGCAAUCAUCUGUGGCGGCGGUAGCCGCAGCUGCCGCAGUUGUCAAUUACUCCCAAAAGUUGCAACAGCAGCAACAACAACAGCAACAGCAGCAACAGCAACAACAGCAGCAGCAACAGCAGCAACAACAGCAGCAACAGCAACAGUUGCUGCAUAGCCAGCUAGCGGCCGAAUUGCAGGAGGAUUCCUCGAACAUCACCAGCGACCUUAGCGAAGAGCAACUGCAGCAUCAGGCAGCCGCCCAUCAGCAGCAAUACAAUAACUAUCAGCAAUAUGCCGCUGCCGCCAGCUAUCGCAAUUGGAAUCACAGUCUCACCUUCAAUGGAGCCGCCGCUCUACAGAAUCUACUGUAGCCCCAGCUCUGUUGGACAAGUGGCGGCUUUGUUUGCCAUCCGCCAAUUAGCGAUGAGCGGUGAGUCUGCCGCUGGCCAUUAGCACAUCCUUUUGACCGUGAUGGAUGCGGCAAGCAGCUUGAUGUGAGUAUGUAGGCCGGCUCGACUCCUCUGACCACAAACACACUCUCACACACACACACACACACACAUACACUUGUAUAUAGACCUUUACUCUAGAUACAACUUCAAAAUCCAACUCCAAGCACUUGCUUUAGUCUUGCGCCUUUUCUCUGUUCGUUUUUCUCUUUCGCAAUGAAAAAAUCCAAAAAAGUGAUGUAGUCGUAAGUGCAGUAAAUUGCAGCAAAAUAUUUCUGUUGACAUUUUUUAUGUGUUUUUUUUUUGUUGUAACGCUUAAAAAAAAAAAGAAGAAAAAUAACCACAUCAAUUCCGUGCCAUUUGUUUUUUCGCCCAGACGAAGCAAUAUCAACAAUCAAAGCGGUUAAAAAUACACAAAAAGAAAACUAAAU